CCUCUAAAACUAUCUGUGUCCACAAAUCUUGUGACUAAAAGGAAUUGAAAGCCAAAAGAAAAUCAAUUAAUAAGGCCAUGGAAGUAACUGAAGAUGUCAUAAUUGUGGGAGCUGGAAUUGCUGGCCUCACAACAAGCUUGGGACAUUACAGGCAGGGUAUUAGAAGCUUAGUGUUGGAAUCUUCGGAUAGUCUGAGGAUAACAGGAUUUGCAUUGCUAACAUGGACAAACCCUUGGAAGGCAUUGGAUGCGGUUGGAAUUGGUGACUCCCUUCGCCAACGACAUGAGCUGCUUCGAGGGAACGUGACUUCCUCCACAAUUUCAAGGCUCCAAACAUCAAAAAUGUCAUUUGUUGCCAAAGGGAAACAUGGAGAGCACGAAGUUCGUUGCUUGAGAAGGAAGUUAUUAUUGGAAGCCCUUGCCAAUGAACUCCCUAAUGGCACAAUUAGAUACUCGUCCAAGGUGGUUUCAAUUGAGGAAUCAGGCUAUUUCAAGCUUAUUCAUCUUGCUGAUGGAAAUAUCAUAAAAACCAAGGUAUUGAUUGGUUGUGAUGGUGUGAAUUCGGUGGUUGCGAAAUGGUUGGGAUUCAAGAAGCCUGCCUUUACUGGAAGAUCUGGCUUCAGAGGCUGUGCAAAUUUCAAUACCAAACAUGACUUUGAGCCCAUGUUAAUGCAGUUCUUUGGACAUGGUGUUAGGUUUGGUGCCAUGCCCUGUGAUGAUAAAUGCAUUUACUGGUUUUUCACUCGGAGACCUUCUAACCAAGAGAAAGAGUUAGAAGACAAGCCAGAGCUAAUGAGGCAAUAUGUGAUGAGCAAGCUUGGAAAUAUACCAGAACAAGUAAGAGCGGUAAUUGAGAACACAGAAUUGGAUGCAUUUUUAUCAUCUCCAUUAAGAUAUUGGCAUCCUUGGGAGCUUCUAUGGGGCAACAUAAGCAAAGGCAAUGUUUGUGUAGCUGGUGAUGCACUCCAUCCAAUGACCCCUGAUCUUGGACAAGGGGGUUGUUCUGCUUUGGAAGAUGGUGUUGUUUUAGCUGGAUGUCUUGGUGAGGCACUAUCGGAAAUAAAGCAAAAAAGUGGUAUAGAACCAGAAGAAGAAUACAAGGAGAUUGAAAUGGGUUUGAAGAAGUAUGCCAAUGAGAGGAGAUGGAGGAGCUUUGAUCUCAUUGCUAUAGCUUAUUUUGUGGGUUUUAUACAGGAGGGUAACGGGAAAAUUAUUAGCUUCCUGAGGGACAAAUUUUUUGCCCCAGUCCUGGCAGAUUUACAAUUGAAGAGGGCUGAUUUUGAUUGUGGGAAGAUCAUAUAAUCCUUAUGUAUGUCUAAAUUACCAUGUUUUGAAUUCCCUGUGGACUGGAUUAGAUGUAAAACAGAUGAAUGAGGCUCGUCUAGUGGUAUUCCCCUUAGAUCCACGCAUCACCUUGCUGCUUUUUGGAUUAGUUAAUUAUUAUAAUCCUAUCCAAUAUAUAUAUAUAU
Messenger RNA from Ziziphus jujuba (common jujube), 1468 nucleotides. Its product is annotated as monooxygenase 2. The coding region runs from base 78 to 1301 and encodes 407 amino acids. Lineage: Eukaryota; Viridiplantae; Streptophyta; Magnoliopsida; Rosales; Rhamnaceae. Gene Ontology annotation, molecular function: FAD binding. The transcript has 6 exons. The record is from RefSeq and is a predicted model, not a curated record.